CGUGAAAACGAUUGUCGUCACGUCCGUCAGAAAAGUAACCCGGGUGUCAAACUGUCAAACGCUGUCAAAACGAAUCAAGUUUUCCUCCGUUCAGUCAUCUUCCCCGUCGGCCGCCGGCGCUGAGAAACGCUGAGCUACGUCAUACGGUAUCCUCUCGGUAUUACUCGGCGGCACCGCGGUGGGGUAGAGUAUCCCGAGAUAAGCGGCGGAGUGGUAGUGAUGUGAACACAUUCGUGGGUCGGGGCUGGUUGGCGGCAUCGGCAUCGGCAGGGCAAGCAGGCAGGCAGGCAAGCAGGCAGGCAGGCAGGCAGACAGGCAGGCAAGCGGGCAGGCAGGGAGCGGUACGGUGCGAGACGCGGAGCGAGAGCGGAGGAAAACGGCACGGCACGGCGCGGCGCGGUUUCGGCUUCUUCUGGCUGGCAUCGGCUUCGGAAAUGGCCGCGGGAAAGUAGAGAGCGGAGCGUUUCGUCGCUGGCUGGGCAGCAGGCUGGUUGGUUGAUUGAUCGGUCGGUUGGUUCGAUCGAUCGGUGUCGGUUCGGUCGUGGUCCAAGUUUUCGGAGCACCUCGCGCUCGCUCGCGUCGUCCGACCGCGGUAUCGGGGGGCGCGCGAUCGAUUCGCCAGCAGCACGAUCUCGAAUCAUCAGCGUGAGAUGUGAGAGCGGGGCGACCGACCCCGUGGACGACGACGACGACAAAAUGGGAAACGGAAACGAUCCCGACGGAGAGACGAUGGAGCGGUUCCUCGUCGAGAAGGAGAGGAUGGCCGGCGACGACGGGACGACAACGACGACGACGACGACGACGACGAACAAUGAGAUCCUCAAAGGCGCGGAGGACGAGGAGAAGGAGGGGCAGGGUACGUCAGCGCGAGGGGAACUGCAUUCCAGAGUGGGCGGCAUUCUGGAAUGCGAUCCCCCCGGUAACAGGAAUUCGUCGAACGAGCGAGCAGUCGCCGCCGCUGCCACCGCCACCACUGCCACCGCCGUCGCCGUUGCUGACAACGAGGACGGUGUCUGCCGAUAUGCGGUCGGCGCUGCUCACCGCGCUAUGUCUUUCUUCGAGAUGUGCCAGAUUCGACUCCAGUAUCUCUUUCCACAUCUGGCUCCACCCCUACGUUAUAAUAUUCAUGACGACUCUAUAGAAUCGACAGCAGAGAUCCUGGCCAACGAUGUGAUUCGGUACUUGUUGAAGGAGGACAUCUAUCUCAUAUCUCAGGAUCCAAUUUCCCGCAGUAUGAGGCAUAAUGUGUAUCAAAUGCUCAACAAGCAUAGCAUUCUCUUCACAAGUAUGGUGAAUCGUUUGAACGUCGUCCCGGACACCGCCUAUGAAACGUUCAUGGGUGUCGCCAACGAGCUGUUCUUACACGGCGUUAUCACCUGGGCCAGGAUCGUCUGCCUGUACGCUUUUAUGGGCAGACUGGCUUUGUGGGCCAGAGACAGAAGAAUGCACAGUCUUAAAAAGAAAUUGCCGUUGUACGUUUCUAGAUACGUUGGCGAGAAUAUAACGCACUUCAUCAAAGGCUAUGGUGGAUGGGAACAAUUGUGCGUCGAGUAUCCCGUGGCCGAGGAAGUCAGCGGAGCGGUUUGGAGGAGUCUGUUAAUGACAGGAGCUACUCUUGGUUUAAUCGCCACGAUUCUGUCGGUGACUUCUUGAUGGAAUCUCUCAGUGGGACCAUGUGACCUGAGUAUGUUUCUUCGUCCAAGAAACUUUCGCGUACUUACGUUCUACGGGAACGUUCUCGAAAGAGAAAUGUAAAGAGAUUUUUACAGCGUACGCACAAUAUUACAACACUUCACAUCGGACAUCGGAAUUCGGAUUCGAUUGAAACAGAGCGCUUGCUACUACGUCUACAGGAACAUGGAAAAUUAACAAAAGAUACAUCAACGCACGUUGACACGCAUAAUUUUCAUAUCAAUGUCACUCGGCUUAGAAUUCUACUUUUUAUAUAACUCCAGCGAGCAUACAUAGCAUGAGCGACAGACAAUGACGCUAGUUUCCUAUUACAAUACCUUAUAACAGACUAGUGAAAUUAGUAGGCAGAAUAUCUUAUUUAAUUCUACAAUAGACAUUUUAUAUUUUAAAGUAAUUCCUAAUAAUAAUACUCAAAAUUGAGGAAAUGUUUAGAAAUUCACGCAAUCAAGAAACAAGAAUCUCGAAAUUAUAUUUGUAUUGAAUUUAGGUAGAUCGCAAUCUAUUUAUUUAUAAUUUAUUUUAGGUAGAGAAUAUAAUUAAAUAACAAAUUUUUUUGAGUAUUUUUGAUCACAGAAUCGAUCGCAACUAUGCAUUUUUUAAACUUUAAGGAAUAUAUGUAAUAUCGAUGAAAACGAAAACGAUGAUGGCCAUCAUGUAUAUUCAAAUAAUGGCAUACCUUUUUAUAUGUUGAUAUAUUCUAUUACACUUGCAAAAAUUUUAUAUGGAUAUUCAGAAUAAAUACUUUUAUAAAAUAAUAAUCAUUCUCCUAUAAUCAUUAUCGAAAACAAGAAAGAUUUAAAACUACUUACUACAAAGAUAUUUGUCGUUCAAUUCUUUCGCAAUUUCACAGAAUAUUUAAUGUAAUUUCUUUCGAUCCUAUUAGUAUUAAAAUACAUAUAGAUAUGCAUUAUUCGUGUUUGCUACAAAAUUAAUUUCUUAUACGUUGUCAAGUACUAUCAAUGGAAAUUUACAGGGUGUAGAGCACAAGUUAAUGUUACGAAAAUUUAAAUACAGUUUUAUGAAGCGGUUAUACUACAAACAAAAGUCCUUCAUAAAAUAUACAAAGACUUAUUUACAUGGUGUAUGUAGUUUGGUUUUCAUGGAAGACAUCGAGUCAACAUCGUUAGAGCAUAUUUAAUUAUUAUAAAUUAUAAUAAGUGAUAAGUUUUGAUAUUAUACUGUUGCGUGUAUAUAUCGUGACAAAGGGGAUCGAUCUUAAUCAUUACAAAAUACUGUAAGUGACGUACUUUUGAUGUAUAUGUUUGCAAAUAAUCAAAAAUAUUAACUUCAUGUGAAAUAACACUAUCAUUUCUACUGCAGUAAACACAAUCCUCCUAAUGAUGUUUAUGUAAUCUAAAACAUUUAAUGUAAAGAAUAAAAGAUAUUGACAUUUAACAUUCCAUUUAUAUUAACAGCUUGGAAUUCAUUUUUGUAGAAUGUUACGAAUGUGGUACAAAUUAAACUGUAACAAGUAAUAAUUCGACAUUUACAUACAAUUUUGUUCAAAAUAACAUAUUUAUUAAAAGAGGCUACGUUGUAUAUUAGAAUUCUGGGUUAUUUAGUUUGGAAAACACAAUCUACAUUAUAAACUUUUUAUAUAAGCCUGGACUAAUUAUAUGAUAAAUAUAUUAUAUAGUAGGAUACUGUGGGAUAAUAACUUGCCUCUCUUUAUUUCUUAUAACCAAAGUGGAGGAUACAUUUCUGCCAAGGAAAUAUAUUAACCGUCAUUUUCAGCGUCGAAAUCUCAUACAUAUUUUUAUAUCGAUGAAGACUACUGAGAUCUAAAUCACUUAAGAUUUACAGUGUAUGUAUGUAUGUAUAUAUGUGUGGAUGGAUGUAUGUAUAUGUGUCUAUAUAUAUUGCAGUAUUUACAAUAUAUAUUAUAUAUUUGUAAUUAUACACGUUAACAAAAGGCAACACCGAACAAUGAUCAGAAAAUCUAUCCCUAGGGUCCUCAUAAAGAUGACAAUGCAUAAUAAUGUAUUAUUUAUAGCUACAAAAGUAAAGUCACGGUUUCUUUCUAUAUAUAUUACAUUUUACUAGUAAAAUAGUUUAUUUUAUUAUCAUAUAAGUUUUGCCAUUGAGAAAUACUCACAAAUACUAAAUACGAAUGAAUAAUGAAAUCCUUGACGCAAGUUUGUCAUUCUAUUUCAACUAAAUCCAAUCGAGCGUUUACUUAUGGCGUUUUCUCAGAUAUGUCUGACAGUUUGUCAGUUCGACUUCAUAUAUGCAAUACUUUUUUUUUUCAUAUGAAUACAAAAGCUUGACCUAGAAGUUCAAGCUCGGAUCAUACAAGAAAUUUUGAACAUUUAUGAGUUUAAUUUUUACACAGGAUCCUCAAGUUCUUUCAAUAUAUGUUGUAAUUUAUGAAUCAAGUUGUGAACAUAGAUUAUAAAAUCAUAAACUAGAGAGGGGAAAAUUCUGACGAGUAUAUCUAACAAUUUCCUUAUAUCUAAUCAAAUUUUGCGACUGUACAGAAAACAACUGCGCGUUUUCAACUUUUAUUUCAGAUCCUAAUGUGCAUAAUAGCAAGAAUCAACAAUUUUGGUUUAAUAAAUCUUCAAAAUUCUCUACUUUGCUAUUAUCAUUAUUAUGUUUAAAUAUUAUGCAUUUUUGUGGGGAUAUAUAUACUAUAUUUAACUGUACAAACGGAAAACUUAUUUCGUCUGUUAUAUUGACAAUUAUAAGUGUGAUUAUUUUAUUGUAGUCAAUUUUUAAUUAGUUAGCUAAUAAAACAUAUCGUCAGCGUUAUGCAAUUAGAUAGUAAUCAGAUUAAAUAAAAGAAAUAAACAAUCAUAAUGAGAUAAUAAUGGAAAGACGAAAUAAAGAUAUUUCCAAUUAAA
Molecule: messenger RNA, 4535 nt
Organism: Monomorium pharaonis (pharaoh ant)
Lineage: Eukaryota; Metazoa; Arthropoda; Insecta; Hymenoptera; Formicidae
Exons: 3
Coding region: 697-1653 (318 amino acids)
Biological process (GO): extrinsic apoptotic signaling pathway in absence of ligand; intrinsic apoptotic signaling pathway in response to DNA damage; regulation of apoptotic process
Cellular component (GO): mitochondrial outer membrane
Molecular function (GO): protein heterodimerization activity; protein homodimerization activity
Source: RefSeq, a predicted model, not a curated record